AUGUUUUCUUUAAUUUAUGUCUAUUUUUCUACUCUCUUUCCUGCAUUCAAGCCAUCUGUCUUUCCUCUUUAUUUCUUUCUUUCACUUUAUCCAAUUCACUUUUUAGGCUUCUUUCUCUCAUUUUCACUCUCUUUGAGAAUUUCUUUCUUUCCUUCUCACUCCACUCCAAUCACUCACUUUGGUUUCUUGCUAUUUCACUUUUUUCCCUCUCUUUCUUUUUAUCAUUUUUUUCUCAUACUUUCUCCCACUGAGAAUUCCUUCCUUUCUUUCCAAUCACCACUUGCUAAUAAUUUUGGAUUCUCUCUGAUUUCACUCUUUUCCUCCUCUUUCUUUGUAUUACUUUUUCUUCAUACUUCCAUAUAUUUUUUCUUUUCUUCCCACUCUGCAAAAAUGAUUUUGAGAACUCAUUUUAUUCCUCCUCUCUCCCCUCCCUCUAAUUAUUUAGGUUUCUUUCUGAUUUCACUCUUUCCCCUCUCUUUUUUUUUAUUACUUUUACUCCUACUCACGCCUUUUAGAGAACUCAUUUUAUUCCUCCUCUCUCCCCCCUCUAAUUAUUUAGGUUUCUUUCUGAUUUCCUCUUUUUCCCCUCUCUUUCUUUUUAUUACUUUUUACUCCUACUCCCCGCCUUUAGAGAACUCAUUUUAUUCCUCCUCUCUCCCUCCCUCUAAUUAA
Messenger RNA from Acanthosepion pharaonis, 672 nucleotides. The record is from the annotation of a GenBank genome assembly. NCBI's taxonomy places the organism in Eukaryota, Metazoa, Mollusca, Cephalopoda, Sepiida, Sepiidae.